Messenger RNA from Nematolebias whitei (Rio pearlfish), 1704 nucleotides. RefSeq names its product thrombomodulin (gene thbd). Gene Ontology annotation, biological process: cell migration. The transcript has 2 exons. Bases 1 to 1704 code for a protein of 567 amino acids. Gene Ontology annotation, cellular component: membrane; external side of plasma membrane; extracellular matrix. Gene Ontology annotation, molecular function: extracellular matrix binding; calcium ion binding; transmembrane signaling receptor activity. The record is from RefSeq and is a predicted model, not a curated record. Lineage: Eukaryota; Metazoa; Chordata; Actinopteri; Cyprinodontiformes; Rivulidae.
AUGGGCAUGGGUAAAAGCCCCUCAUGCACAGCAGGAGAACUGUUGCAUUCUGAACCGGACCGGACCGGCCUGAGGUUUCGGGUGAACAUGGUGAGGGGGCUACUUGUCCUGCUCGUCCUGGUGGGGGGAGGCGCGGGACAGAAGCCGAGCGGGGGCUACUGCAUCGGGACUGGAUGUUUCUCUUUGUUCCGGGAACCGACUGAUUUCAGAACCGCGCAGAGGCUCUGCAGAGACCGGGGGGGUCACUUGAUGACGGUGCGCUCCUCCGUGUCCAACGACGUCCUGUCCGUCCUGCUGGGGAGCCUCACCGGGGGCUUCUGGAUCGGGCUGCACCGGCUGGGGGGCUGUCCCGACCCCGCGGGGGGACUGCGGGGCUUCCAGUGGGUCACCGAGGACUCUGAGAGCGACAUCACCAACUUUGUUCCGAGCUUCAACAGCAGCUGCUCCGCGCACGGCUGCGUGUCCGUGAACAGAGAGGACAGCUUCAGAUGGAGACAGAGUGCGUGUGCGCGGCCCGCCGCGGGCUUCCUGUGCGAGCACAGCUUCACUGAGCCGUGCCGGGCCCUGCCGGCCGAACCGGGCCGCUCAGUCCUGUACAUGACUCCCUACGGGUUCGGGGUGGAGGACGUGCACGCGGUGCCGCCUGGAAGCACCGUGACGCGCGGACCGUCUGGCACUAAACACAUCUGCAUCUCUGCGCAGUGGGUGCACGCGCCCUGGAGCUGCCAGAUCCAACAGGGCGGGUGCGAGUACAGGUGCACGGAGGGUCCCGGGGGUGGGGCCGUCUGCUCCUGCCCCCCGGGACAGACCGUGGACCCAGCCAACCGAGUGUCCUGCACCGCGCCGGGCCCGUGCGCGGCGCGGCGCUGCCAGCAGACCUGCUCCACUGCCGCGGACGGGUCCGCGAUGUGCGGCUGCGCGCACGGCCUGACGCUGGCCGGGGACGGCCGCUCGUGCGUGGACGUGACGGAGUGCGCAGACGCGCGGCAGUGUCGCGGAGAGAACUUCAGGUGCGUUAACACGCAGGCCGGCUUCGCGUGCGUGUGCGCUGCGGGGUUCAAGAAGAGGGGGGACCGGUGCGUGGACGUGGACGAGUGCGUGUCCGCCCCCUGCGAGCACAUGUGCGUCAACACGCAGGGCAGCUACAUGUGCGCGUGUUAUGAUGGGUACCGAGCGGACGACGAGGCGCCCGACAAGUGCAGACUGUUCUGCGGGGGGGCGGAGUGUCCCGCCACGUGCGACCCCAACGACCCACGCCAGUGUUUCUGUCCCGAGGGCUUCGUCUCUGAGGAGAGGCCGGAGGGGGUGUUCUGUCUGGAGAUAGAUGAGUGCAACUACGACUACUGCGACCACACGUGCGUCAACACGCCCGGCAGCUACGUGUGCUCGUGCCACCCGGGGUUCAAACUGCUGGACCAGUACAGGUGCGUGGAGAGCGAGGAGGACCUCGAGGGCUCUCGGGUGGCCCCCACCUCCAGUGUCCCUUGGUCCUCAUCAGUCCCGUCCCCAGAGCCCACUCGGAGACCCUCAGCGGUGACCCUGCCGGGGCUGGUGGGGGUCAUUGUGUGCACGGUGUUGCUGCUCGUGCUGCUGGUUUUUGGAGUUCAUGUUGGACUCGGACACAGAGAGAGGAGAAGGAGGAAGAGCAGCACCGCAGAGGACGAGACGCACGAUUUACAGACGGCCACGAGCCUCAGGAAAUAA